Messenger RNA from Odontomachus brunneus, 1096 nucleotides. Its product is annotated as general transcription factor IIE subunit 2-like. The coding region runs from base 2 to 688 and encodes 228 amino acids. Gene Ontology annotation, cellular component: transcription factor TFIIE complex. The record is from RefSeq and is a predicted model, not a curated record. The transcript has 3 exons. Lineage: Eukaryota; Metazoa; Arthropoda; Insecta; Hymenoptera; Formicidae. Gene Ontology annotation, biological process: transcription initiation at RNA polymerase II promoter.
CAUGGCCAACUAUAAGACCAUGGCUGGUAGCGCACAAUAUAAAUUUGGUGUAUUAGCAAAGAUAGUAAAACACAUGAAAGCGAGGCAUCAGGAUGGAGAUGAUCAUGCCUUAACUCUGGAAGAAAUUUUAGACGAAACAAAUCAGUUAGGUGUUGGAUUAAAAAUCAAACAAUGGCUUCAGACCGAAGCUUUGGUAAAGAAUCCUAAGAUUGAGGUAACCUCUGACGGCAGAUUUGUCUUUAAAGCUAUGUAUAAGAUAAAGGAUAAGAAAUCCUUACUGAGACUUUUAAAACAGCAUGAUCUAAAAGGUCUUGGAGGUAUUUUGUUGGAAGAUAUACAAGAAAGUUUACCGCACUGUGAGAAACACUUGAAAAAUCUACAAAAUGAAAUAUUAUUUAUUACACGACCACUUGAUAAAAAGAAGAUUGUUUUUUACAAUGACAAGACCACACAAUUUCCUGUAGACAAGGGGUUCCAAAAGUUAUGGAGAGCUGUUGCAGUAGAUGCUAUGGAUGAUCAAAAAAUAGACAAAUAUUUGGAGAAACAAGGAAUCAGAUCCAUGCAAGAUCACAGACUGAAGAAACCAGCACCGCUCAAAAGGAAGAAACCUGUCAAUAGGUGGAAACAAUUUAAGAAACCUAGAGACAAUGAACAUUUGGCUGAUGUUUUAGAGACAUAUGAUAAUUAAGUAAGAUAUUAAAAUAGUAAGCUAUAUUAAUGAUAUAAGGGAGAGUAUGUAAAUAUAGUCAUGAUUUAUUUAGUACUAUAUCAUGGAAUAAUUAGCUGAUAACUUGUUUUUUCCUAAUUUAAUAAAUAACUAAAAUUUGGUGGCAUAAUUAAUUGUCACGAUAUCUCAUUGUAAGUACAAAAUAAAUAUAGAAUAAUUAUAGUAUAACACUUAGGCGUAAACUAUUCAUAUAUAACUCACGCUCCCAGUCAGCCUUUUGGAUUGAAAAGAUUGCACAACACUUGUUUUCUCUGGGAAUGUGAUAAAUGUAGGAAAGUUAGAAUCAGAGUUGGCCAUUUUGUAUUGUACUUCUUUCUGAAUUUGUUUAGUAUAUAUCUCCGAAUCUUAACUUUAAUAAAAAUUUAUGUA